UUCUUGAUCAUCCAUUAAUUAUCUUCGCGGAUCAGACCUGUCACACCUAUAUUUCCCGAAGGACAAUCGCAUUCAAGAUGCGGUUCCUCUGUCUCCAUGGCGCAGGUACCAACGCUGAAAUCUUCGAGAUCCAGUCCGGUGGAAUCAGCUAUGACCUUGCCAAAAAAGGCCAUACAUUCAAGUACUACAACGGUUGUAUGGAAGGCGAAGUUGAACCCCAGCUAAAGGGCCUUUUCCCUGGCCCUUUCUACAACCACUAUCCUCGCGAUCAGGCCCCGGGUGAGAAUCUCGCUACCGCCAUGAAGCACGUUUACCAGAUUAUCGAGCGCGAUGGACCCUUCGACGCUGUUAUGGGAUUCUCCCAAGGCGCUGCGCUCGCGUGUGCCAUGGUCGCGCACCACGCGAAAACGCAUCAAGAGCCCCUGUUCAAGCUCGCGGUGUUCAUCUGUGGUGCAUUGCCGUAUGACAGCACCGGGAACGAGGUCAUUGCUGUGCCUCCUCCCGGGGGCGAGUAUCCGGUCCAGAUCCCCACGACAAAUAUUGUGGGGAAGCAGGAUGAGCUGUAUUCCUCCAGUAUGCAUCUGUACGGGGUGUGUGACCCUGCAAAGUCCAAAUUCUACGAUCAUGGGUCAAGGCAUUUGGUGCCCUUUGAUGUGGAGAACACGGAGGCGAUGGUGGCUGCUAUCGAAGCAUCUGUUCAGCGGGCUUUGACCGGGCAAUAGAUUCGUAUCAAGUGUUAGAGAGGUGAAGAUUAGAUGGCUACUAGAUCCCAUCAACACAUGGAUAUUGAUCUAUCGCUUAGACAUCUCAAAGAAACCAAAAGCAAAUGUAUGUUCAAUCCUGCUUCAUCGGUGCAGCUCGUUUCUCUCUCGAGCCGAACCUCGACAUCAAAACCGCAAUUACCAAUACAACAAUGCCCAGAAAGAUUCCAUAUGUGACGGGGGUAGCCGAUGAUGGCCCGGCCAGUGCCCCGCUG
Messenger RNA from Aspergillus sclerotioniger CBS 115572, 976 nucleotides. RefSeq lists its product as uncharacterized. The record is from RefSeq and is a predicted model, not a curated record. The coding region runs from base 78 to 722 and encodes 214 amino acids. The transcript is spliced from 4 exons. Gene Ontology annotation, cellular component: nucleus; cytoplasm. Lineage: Eukaryota; Fungi; Ascomycota; Eurotiomycetes; Eurotiales; Aspergillaceae.